Molecule: messenger RNA, 1407 nt
Organism: Aspergillus ochraceoroseus IBT 24754
Lineage: Eukaryota; Fungi; Ascomycota; Eurotiomycetes; Eurotiales; Aspergillaceae
Exons: 2
Coding region: 1-1407 (468 amino acids)
Biological process (GO): regulation of DNA-templated transcription
Molecular function (GO): zinc ion binding; DNA-binding transcription factor activity, RNA polymerase II-specific
Source: RefSeq, a predicted model, not a curated record
AUGGUUGGUAUCCCACGAAGCACCGGCUGCCGUAUGUGCCUUCAACGCCGGAUUAAAUGUGAUGCUCAGCGACCAGCGUGUUUGCGUUGUAUGAAAAAGGGAGUGCAGUGCCCUGGGUAUGCAAAACCAGCCAAAUUUGUGGACGAACGCCCAUCUCUUGAACAACGGUACACAACACCCACACAGAGCAGCAGCACUGCAUCUAUCGAUGAGCAAGUUCUGCCUUCGCUAAUGUCAAAAUCGAUGGCCCGACAACAACCGAUAGUAUUCAGUGAUUUCAUAUAUGCUGCAUUCCCUCGCUUCUUUGGCCUCAAUAAAUAUCGUGCGAACGUUCCCUGGAUCGACUUCGUGGCCGAGAACCUUGGCAAGAACGCUGCGUUCGAUAAAUCCGUUUUCUGCAUGACCUCCGCCUUCAUGGGCGGCGCACAUCAUGACAAUCAACUUCAAAGAUCUAGCCGAGAAAUGUACGGCAAGGCCCUCGCCUCGUUCCAACGGUUGACAAGAAACGAACGUUCACUAAAGGCCAUCGAGACUCUCAGCGCCUGCAUGCUACUCUGUAUGUUUGAAACAUAUUCACAAACUAGUCCGAAUUCCUGGGUACAACACGCGGCAGGUGCCUCACUGCUCAUGUCGCUAAGGGGUCCGGACGCCCACCGCUCCGGCUUCGGCCGUUGUCUUUAUCUCUCCUUUCGAAGCUUCGUGGUUGCCCAUUCAUUCCUCCUCAUGACUCCCUGUAUCUUUGAAAAGCCCGGAUGGCAAGCCCUCAUCGAUCAGGUCCGAGCGGAAGACAUGGUUGACCCACGCGUGAAUUCUACUCUUGCCGCCAUCAUCGAUCUCUCAGAUAAAAUAUUCUUACAGAUUGUCAGGAUCCCGCGUCUUAUGAAGGAGGCCAGCCAGUUCCUAUCGUCACCAUCACAAUGGCACGCACGAGAUGUGAACUCGCUCAAGGCCCGUGUUUUUGACUGUAGGGACUUGAUCUGCUUUCUCACUGCUCAACUACAGCUAGCUGUUGCAGUACAGGAAUAUCAAACACCCGAACACAAGGAACAGCUUAUUAGGCCGGUGCCUUUAAACUUCCCCAGAUCAUUCGCGGAUAGUCUUUUUCAGGGCACGAACAUCGGCUCCAAGAUCCUCGGUCUCUUGCUAACCAGCCUGUCGUCUCAUCAGUACCAAUCAACAUUUGGCUCAGAUUCAAGGCUAGGUUUACAGAACAUCGGUGGCCAUGGAAGGAUACCUAGAGGUUUACCGUUUCGCAUUAUCUCUCGGGUUUGCGCCUCUAAUGACACGGAUGGUUCUGGUUCUCACUCGACUGGUAGAUCAGGACCAAUCGAAAGGUGGCUGGAUCAGGUGGCGUCUUCGAUGGGCCUUGGGGCCUUCGAAAUAAUCAUGGACGGCACAGUCACCUAG